UACACGACAAUGUUUCGCAUCAAAUCGACGAGCACUCGUGUUUAGCGAUAAGCCAGAGGUUUGGGAACGGCGGUUUGAAUCGGAAUCUCUAGUCAAACUUACAAUAGUUUCUCCUCGAACUAACUUCAAAUCGGCGCCUUACACUGGCUGCGAGGCUUGGUCCAUUAUUAUAAUAGUAGAUGAUAUGCCACAUGAAAUUCACGACAAGAGAACAUUCGGAGUCCUGAAUUUGGCAAUCACAAGAGCGCAGUACGAAGUUUGCAUCUUUGCUGCAGAUAUUGUCUACAAACGAAUUGAGAAUUUUCUAGAACAAAAUGAAUGUUAUUGGGAGAAUAUUCUAAUUGAUGCCGCCAAUCACAUUCCAAUUGACUUGAGCUUUCUGAAGCCUUUCGUGCAAUGGGACAAAAAAACUCAAGAUUUUGUUGCCAAAUUGUUCCAGAUUGCAAUGAUAAACUCAAAUGUGAAGCUAUUUGAGAAACUCCUCAACUUGUAUCCAGGUGAAGACGGAAAGAAAGAUCUGCCCAUCCAGAAGAUAUUUUCCGCAUUUGAUGGUCCAAAGACGGAUGCUUUUGUAAAAGUUAUGUCUGAUCGCGUGGGUAAGCAAUUCAUCAAGAUGAUAUCUUGCGCUAUAAUGGCCGAGUGGAUCCCAUUUUUGGCCAGGUUGAAUACAAUUCCUAAAGCAUCCGAUAUCCUAGAGGCUGGCAUGAUUGCGGGAAAUUACAUGGCUUGUGUGGACUGGACUUUCCAGAGACUGGGGUCACGGAUAUUGAAAAUGUUCAUCAAAAACUGCGGACGUCUCCUCUAUGCAGCAUGCUACUGCGGAGACCCCAAAGCAGUAGAGUGGGCACUCAAUGUGUUUCAUAGACUGGACCUGGAAGACCAGAAAAAGAAGGAGCUAUCGGGUAUAUACCCUCUUCUACACCGAGACGACGUUACACUUCUUUGUAUAAUCAGCUACUCUCACUGCAAACCAGACGUUUUCCGAUAUUUAUUGCAGGCUGGGUUCCCGGAGAAGUUAUUGCUGCACACGUGUAUGGGGAAGAACGCCCUUCAUUUCGCUAUAAAUUACGACGACUCUGAAUUGGUUGAUGUGCUCCUGGAAGACAAAACCAGAAGGAAAAUAUUACUGGAAAGCUUGAUUACCAUCAAUCGACAAAGUUUAACAAUAAAAGAGUAUGCAGAACUUUGUUGUUACACUAAUGCAGAUCAAUUCAUCUGACGACUGAACAUAUUUUGGCGAAGUCGUCUUUUUUCAUUCUUGCCUAUAUGAGUGAUUUCAA
Symsagittifera roscoffensis is the source of this 1280-nucleotide messenger RNA. RefSeq lists its product as uncharacterized. Lineage: Eukaryota; Metazoa; Xenacoelomorpha; Acoela; Convolutidae. The coding region runs from base 185 to 1219 and encodes 344 amino acids. Gene Ontology annotation, molecular function: protein binding. The transcript has 3 exons. The record is from RefSeq and is a predicted model, not a curated record.